UGUGUGUGUGUCUCUCUCUCUCUGAAGGUCUGGAGCGGUCAGAUGUCGAAGGGCUCGGUGGUUCUGGCCUACAGCGGGGGUCUGGACACCUCCUGUAUUCUGCUGUGGCUAAAGGAGCAGGGCUACGAAGUCAUCGCCUACCUGGCCAAUAUUGGACAGGAUGAGGACUUUGAUGCUGCGCGGAAGAAAGCGGAGAAGCUUGGAGCUGAGAAGGUGUUCAUCGAGGACCUGCGCUCGGAGUUUGUGCAGGAGUUCAUCUGGCCCGCGCUGCAGGCCAACGCCGUCUACGAGGACCGCUAUCUGCUGGGUACAUCUAUCGCUCGGCCCUGCAUCGCCCGCAGACAGGUGCAGAUCGCCCGGAGAGAAGGAGCGCAGUACGUUUCUCACGGAGCCACAGGAAAGGGGAAUGACCAGAUCCGCUUUGAGCUGACGUGUUACGCGCUCUAUCCUCAAGUGCAGAUCAUCGCUCCGUGGAGGAUCCCAGAGUUUUACAGCCGCUUCCGGGGCCGGACCGACCUGAUGGAGUACGCAGAGAAACACGGUAUUCCUGUUCCUGUCACACCGAAGGCACCGUGGAGCAUGGAUGCAAAUCUCAUGCACAUCAGCUAUGAAUCUGGAAUUCUGGAGAAUCCGAAGAAUCACGCACCUCCAGAUCUCUACCAGAUGACCAAGAACCCAGAAGAUUCUCCCAAUGAGCCAGACGUGCUGGAGAUCCACUUCGCUAAAGGUGUUCCAGUCAAAGUCAGGCAUGUUAAGGAAGGAACGUGUAAAGAGACACCGCUGGAGAUCUUCUGCUAUCUGAAUGAGAUCGGUGGAAAGCAUGGUGUGGGGAGAAUCGAUAUUGUGGAGAACCGCUUCAUUGGAAUGAAGUCCAGAGGUAUCUACGAAACCCCUGGAGGAACCAUCCUGCUUCACGCUCAUCUGGACAUCGAGACCUUCACGAUGGACCGAGAGGUUCGGAAGAUCAAGCAGAGUCUCGGCAUCAAGUUCUCCGAGCUCAUCUAUAACGGGUUCUGGUACAGUCCUGAGUGUGAGUUCGUCCGUCACUGCAUUGAUAAAUCUCAGGAGAGCGUGGAGGGUUGUGUGCAGCUGUCUGUCUUUAAGGGUCAGGUGUAUAUCCUCGGCCGAGAGUCGCCCAAAUCCCUGUACAACGAGGAGCUGGUCAGUAUGGAUGUGCAGGGCGACUACGACCCCUGCGACGCCUCUGGAUUCAUCAGGAUCAAUGCGGUCAGGCUGCGGGAACACAACCGUCUGCAGGGAGCCGCUCAGAAGAAGCUCUGAAGAUCUCGGUGAUUCUGUUACUGAUUUCAAAUCUGGGGCCAGGUGUUCAGAAAGUUUAAUCUGGAUCAGAAUGAUCUGGAUUUGGAAAUCCCAUACACACUUUUCCAGAUUUCCAAAUCUGGAUUAAUAGAGCUCUACGGAGCCCCUAAAGGGACAUAGUGAUGUUUUGCAUUCUAGUUUUGCAUUGCAUUUACACAAAUAACUACUUCUGGCUGCUCCAUCUCUGAUGAUUGUGCCAAUGUAGUUUACAAGCAGUGAUUAAAAACAAACAAACUUUAAAUUAAAUAAAUAUUUUUGUUUGAUAUUGCCAGCUGUUUGGGGAUAUAUUGCAUGUUACAAAUGUUGUAUCUUUUGGAACAGUUUUAAAGUUUUAUUACAUUUUUGUUCCUGAAAUCCACCCUUCUGCUGGGAUCAGAAUAAUCCAUUUUUUUUUAAUCAAAAGUAUCCCAGUCUUACUAAAACGUUUUGAACAACACAAACUGAAGAUUUAAUCCAGAUCAAAACCAAAAGAUUGGAUUUUGUGAUCUGAUCCGAAUUCAGAAUCCUUUUUUUCUUUUGAACAACCCAUUUUCAAGAUUCGAUCCAAUCCGAUGGCCAACAUCCGAUCAGAUUACUUUUGAACAACUGGCCCCUGACGAUAUAUAAAAAAAGAAAUAACAUGAAUUUGUGCAUUUUAAUGUGUUUGAAAGACAAAAGACUUCCAAAGACACAGUAAUCCAUGAUUAAAUAACCGUCUGAGUGAUAAUAAUCAAUCGUGUAAUCAAUAAAAAAGUAACUGUAGUCUGAGUACGAGUAUUUUAAAAAGUAAUUUAAUCUAAUUAC
Molecule: messenger RNA, 2103 nt
Organism: Sinocyclocheilus rhinocerous
Lineage: Eukaryota; Metazoa; Chordata; Actinopteri; Cypriniformes; Cyprinidae
Gene: ass1
Product: argininosuccinate synthase 1
Exons: 14
Coding region: 43-1281 (412 amino acids)
Biological process (GO): L-arginine biosynthetic process; urea cycle
Cellular component (GO): cytoplasm
Molecular function (GO): ATP binding; argininosuccinate synthase activity
Source: RefSeq, a predicted model, not a curated record